Bradysia coprophila is the source of this 3455-nucleotide messenger RNA. Its product is annotated as dipeptidyl peptidase 9. Gene Ontology annotation, biological process: proteolysis. NCBI's taxonomy places the organism in Eukaryota, Metazoa, Arthropoda, Insecta, Diptera, Sciaridae. The record is from RefSeq and is a predicted model, not a curated record. Gene Ontology annotation, molecular function: dipeptidyl-peptidase activity; serine-type peptidase activity.
CUGUCUCGCCAGCGCCGUGACUGGAAUGACAUUUCAGAUUGAUUGAUAAAAAAAAGAAAGAAAGAAGAAUAAUUAAACCUCUCAAUCAAUUUUUUACUUUUGUUUAUGUCAUUUCGUCUAAUUAGAAGCAACAAUGAAUUGAAAAUUAGUCAUUAUUCAUAAUUGCAUAAAUGCGAAUAUGUAAAUCAAUUCAACAAUAUUGGAUAGUAACGAUUCGACCAGUCGCCAGUCAAACGUUGAACCGGACGAAGAGUUAAAUCUUCUUUUUUUUUGCUUUGAUUUUUCGAUUGAUCUUGAUUUUGUGUGUGUGUGGGGAAAAAUUUGACCAUUUCGUGUGCGAUUGGAAUUUUACUUAAUUUUGAUAAACCGAUAAAAUCCAGUGAUAAAAUCGACAAAUAAGAAAAAAGCGAAAAAUUAUUAACACCGACAAUGGAUGCAUGCAAUACAAAUCAGCCUUCGAGAAAAAAGACUUGGUCGGAGUUGAAAUCCGUUGUUAGUGAUUUACGAAAACAACUGUCAUCUCUAUGUGGCAUAAUUCCAACAAACAUACAUUUUCGUUCGCUAUCGGAUGGCCGUACCAGAAUUUAUUUUCUGAGUCCACCUCCAAAUGGCUUUCAAAUGACGACCCUUCUAUACACCGACAUACAAUCACAUAGCGAAAGUACACAACCUCAAAAAUUACAAUGGCAUCCCUUAUUGGAACCGUCAAUACCGACAUUGUCGUCGAACACAGCUUGCCCCCGCGAAACACAGCUAUUGAUGGAACGUAAACGAUUGUCGACGUGGGGCAUUACAGAAUAUGAAUUGCACAAGAAGAGUGGCAGAAUUAUUUUCCCAGCUAUUGGCACGUUGUACCAGUGCAUCGACACCGGAUAUAGUCCCAGUCCAUUAUUUCCAUCCGAGUUGCGAGUGUGCCAACUAUGGACUGCCAUUGACCCGCAAAUUUGUCCGCACAAUUCCGACUUGACCGCUUAUGUUUGUGGCGGUGAUUUAUGGGUAACGCAUGCAUUUAGCGGGCAUGGUGAACGAUUAACAUUUGCCCAUGAUGGUCGAAGGGCAUCAUUUGCCGAUGAUCCAUUGAGUGCUGGUGUACCUUCGUACGUUAUGCAGGAAGAAUUCAAUCGAUAUCAAGGAUACUGGUGGCAGCCCAAUAAAUCAGAAGAUGGAAUUUAUCGAAUCGUAUACGAAGAGGUGGACGAAAGUGACGUUUGUCUGUUCACCUUUCCGUCGUCACAGUCGGUGGGCGGUGAUUUCGAAGAGUAUCGUUUUCCACGAGCCGGAACGCCCAACGCCAAAUCGAAAUUGAAAAUGGUGCAAUUUACACUGUCCGAAACGCUGCACAUAACCGACAUUUGCGUGAAAGAUCUGCAAUAUCCGUUGACGUUCUCGUUUCCAUGGUUGGAGUAUAUUGUUCGGGUCGGCUGGACACCGGACUCAAAAUAUGUAUGGGCUCAAAUAAUGAAUCGGACGCAGCAACGUCUGGAGCUGGUGCUAAUUCCUCUAGAUAAUUUCUGUGAAUCCUGUGGUAGUGUCACUUCAUCUCCCAAUGGCGAUCAUAGCUGGAAGUCACCGCUUGGUAAAACCACGACUCCGAUUCAAGUGAUCUACAAGCAAACGUCUACCAAUUGGGUGAAUGUUAACGAUUUGAUGACAUUUUUAUCGAUCACCGACACGACCGUAACAUUUAUUUGGGCGUCCGAGGACAGCGGUUUUCGUCAUUUGUAUUUAGUAACAUCUAGUCUGGUUCAAUCGGCUAACGGUAUCAAAGAAUCGAUGGUCAUUGAACACACCGAUUGUAUUAAUCUAGUCCCAAGUAUUAUUAGUAAGACAGAAUUAACGUCCGGCGACUGGGAGGUGCUAGGUAGAAACAUCUGGAUUGACAAGGCCAAACAAUUAAUUUAUUUCGUUGGCCUAAGAGAAACACCGCUGGAAAAGCAUUUAUAUGUCGUGAGCAUGAACAAUCCCGGCGAUAUUCGUUUACUCACCGUACCUGGAUAUUCCUAUUCUGUUGAAUUCAAUGAUGAAUGCACACUGCUCAUCCAAAUUUACUGCAAUAUCCGACGUCUUCCAUCGUGCGAGGUGUUCAAGGUGACUCAAUUGUGUGAAUCGGGUAGUGUACAUGGAAUCACACUGACAUCGUUGGGUUAUUUGAUCGAAGGUGGUCCACCCGAAAAUUUCCAGUACAGUCCGGCUAUAUUCAGCCCGCGUUUGCCGAAUGGCGAGACACUGUAUGCCAUGGUCUUCAAGCCGCAUAAUUUCGAAUUGGGCGUUCGAUAUCCGACAGUGUUGAAUGUGUACGGUGGUCCGGAAGUGCAAACAGUCAAUAACACAUUUAAGGGAAUGAGGCAAUUACGUAUGCAUAUGUUAGCCGCUCAAGGUUAUUGUGUGAUCUGUGUCGAUUCACGUGGAUCACGACAUCGCGGUGUAUCGUUCGAGAGUCAUUUGCGUGGCAAAAUGGGACAAGUUGAGCUAGCCGACCAGGUUGCCGUACUGAAAAUCUUAGCCGAUCAGCUGGGUUUCAUUGACUUGAAUCGAGUCGGCAUCCACGGAUGGUCAUACGGUGGUUACUUAACGCUGAUGGGACUUAUUCAACAUCCGGAUGUGUUCAAAGUGGCGAUUGCUGGAGCGCCCGUGACGAAUUGGGAAUAUUACGAUACUGGCUACACCGAACGGUAUAUGGACCUACCGGAGAACAAUAAGCAGGGAUAUGUGGCUGGUUCGGUACUCAGCUAUAUUCACAAAUUUCCCGAAGAGGACAAUCGGCUGCUGAUUAUCCAUGGUCUGAUCGACGAAAAUGUCCAUUUCUUUCACACGUCGCAGCUGAUCAAUCAUCUUAUCAAGGCAAACAAACCGUACCAAUUGCAAGUGUACCCGAAUGAACGUCAUUCGUUGCGCAAUUUGGACGCUAGUAAACAUUAUGAGACGACGUUGUUAUCUUUUUUGCAAAAUAAUUUGUAGACCGCUAAAAAUGGGUGCGAACAUUAUAUUGUGAGUGUCCGGAUCGGAGGUUGGUGCAUCGCAAAACAUUUAAAAAAAAAAUCGUUUCGACAACUUAAUGAGCAUUUUGUUGGUGUCUCGAUUGAUAAACUUUUGUCGGUUUUAUAUGACGCAGAGUCGUUGACUUCAGUGAUUUAACAAUUGAGACGUUUUCUAGUUCUUCUUCCUUUUUUUUCACAAAUUUUUGUUACAGUGGAGCGGUGUGUUUUGCCACUUUUAGUUACUUAAAGAAAAAGUUAAACUUUUUGCUAAUUUUAACGUUGCCUUGCUAAAUGAUGAGACGAAGAGACGAUAGAAUUAGAGUAGCGUUAAGUAGCCAAAACUUGAAUCAAUUAAAUGUUUUUUUAAGUGACAAAUCCAACUCAAAAACACAACACAAAAACUGUAUCAGUGCAUUCAAGUGAUAAAUUAUCAUAUUGAUUAUAAAUUACAAUUUUAGUAGGUAGCCCCUUGAUUUA